AGAAGAUCGAGUUUGGUUUGGAUACCAACGUGUGCCUGCUGGUCGUAAAGCUUUGACUCGUAGAGGCGUAGCACCACCUCUUUAAGUUAAAAGAUGUUUGGGGCCGAGCGAGCGAGCGAGCGCAUUUCUAUCAUCAUGGGCAUGCCGGACGAAAAUCAGAUGGAGGAGGUGCUCGUGGAUGCUCACGAUAGGGUGCGAGUAAUGACCCUCAAUCGCCCUCAAGUGCUCAAUUGUCUCAAUCUCUCCGUUGUCUCCCGACUCGCGGAGCUGUUUGAGCAGUGGGAGAGAGAUGAGAGUGUGGAGCUUAUAAUCAUCAAGGCCGCAGGCAAGGUUUUCUCUGCUGGUGGUGACCUGCGCAUGUUCUACGAUCACAGGAAAGACGAAUCGUGGAAGGAAGUCGUGUACAAAAAGUACUGGCUCGACUAUCACCUGUACAGCUACAGGAAAACAAGAGUAGCUAUUUGGCACGGACUCGUUGUGGGAGGGGGAGCAGGCUUUACGUUUCCCAGCACGUUUAGAAUCGUCACUGAGAAUGCUGCAUUCUCCACUCCCGAAGUUGCUGUCGGUUUUCAUACUGAUUGUAGUGCCUCGUAUUUCCUUCCACGACUUCCAGGACAUCUGGGAGAAUACCUUGCGCUCACAGGAUCGAAACUGGACUGCGCUGAUAUGCUAGCUUGUGGCAUCGCUACGCAUUUUGUCCCUUCAAAGGAUGUUCCGGAGCUUGAGAAGACUUUGCUGAAUUUACAACCGGAAAGCUCAAUACAGGAGGCUAUCCAGGGAUUUGCUAAGAUGCCUGAAGCUGAAGCGAGCAGUGUCAUGAAAAGGAUGACUUGGAUAAACAGCUGCUUCUCGAAAGACCGAGUUGAAGAGAUAAUCGAGUCUCUGGCCAGUACCAAUGACGAAUGGUGUAAAGAAACUGCGCGGUCACUGAGGCGCCUCUCGCCAAUUGCGCUCAAGCAAGCCUUAGCAUCGAUCCGGCAAGGCAGGACUCAGAGCUUGAAGAAAUGCUUGGAAAGAGAGCAGCGGAUUACUCUAAAUUGCUUAAGGAGCCUAGUCUCGGAUGAUCUCUACGAAGGGAUUAGAGCUGUGGUUGUGGAUAAAGAUCGCGCUCCAAAGUGGAAUCCAUCGACUCUUGCAGAAGUCACGGAUGACAUGGUAGAGAUGAUCUUGAACACCUACACUGCCAGGGAGCAAAUUCAAUUGCCUCUGGAAGGCGAGGAAAGGUGGAGUGGCAAAUACUUGGCCUAGGAGAUCCAGCCAAACUCCCGCCAUUUUCUUGUUUGAAUUCAAAAUAGUCGCGAAUAUUCAUGAGGCUUAGAGGCUUAGGGUUUUUGCGAGAAGGGGAAGAAACUCUCGGGGACGCAGGACCGAGGACCACUUCGAUGGGAGACCAGCACGUAUCUCGGCAGUGAUCUCCGAGUGGUGGCGGAUGUCACUAGCGGCAAUUCGUCUUCAGAGUUUGGAUGGGUGGUGAUCUUCCGCCUAAGAACAGAACAUGAGUAUGACUCGAAGCAGGGUAGAGUUUUUUUCUCGCUUACCAUUCGCAUUCCAAAGAGCGCAAUUCAGUAGCACAUUUAUUAUACU
This is a messenger RNA of Selaginella moellendorffii, 1584 nucleotides long. Its product is annotated as 3-hydroxyisobutyryl-CoA hydrolase-like protein 5. The coding region runs from base 94 to 1248 and encodes 384 amino acids. The record is from RefSeq and is a predicted model, not a curated record. NCBI's taxonomy places the organism in Eukaryota, Viridiplantae, Streptophyta, Lycopodiopsida, Selaginellales, Selaginellaceae. Gene Ontology annotation, biological process: L-valine catabolic process. Gene Ontology annotation, molecular function: 3-hydroxyisobutyryl-CoA hydrolase activity. The transcript has 15 exons.